AUGGAUAGAAAAUCUGCUAGAAUAAAAGCAGAGUUGCAAAGAUAUGGUUGGAGAGUUUCGAAGAAGUUUAAAUAUAGGAAGGGAAGACCCAUAAAAGUCUAUGACAAAUUGUCUGGUCUUCGCUACGAAAUGGAUUUGGAAACAGCACGUGCAAAUUAUCCAAACAGACUAGAGAGGUUAGAAGAAGAACGUCUUAUGGACAUGCCUUUCGAUGUUAGUGAACCUCAAGUUGAAGGACACGACGGCUUUGCCAGAUUCUACUGGAAACAUGACGAACAAUUGCAUCCUUUGAGAAGGAAAAAAGGAAAAGGUGAAGACGCACAUGCUCCCAUGGAAAGAACAAGAUAUGCAUAUGAAAAGUAUCGUGAAGUUAGAAGUCAAAUUACAUCUGGUCGAACCUUUACAGUAAACUUUGACGAAGGAAAGAACAAAGAAGGCUUCAUGGGUGUACUUGCUGCAAUUCAAGACGGAAAUAAGAAAGGACACAAUCUCAGAUUGACCAUAACAGAUUUGGAUGGUCACAUUUACUAUGCACAUGGCAAUGUCACAACAGCCGCACAACUUCUUGACGCUUUCAAGACUACAAAGAGAGAACAAAUGGUUGACUCCGACUCAGACAUUUUGAAUGCAAUUGAAGGAAUUGCAAGCGUGAAGUUCGAAUGGUACCAACCUAACCCUCAAGCAGUCAGACAACAUGCUGGAUACUUCCCGUUCAGAAAUAAGUCUGACAUUGACUUGACAAGGUAUGGAAUUUACAAUUCAAUUGAAACAAUUGUCAAUGAACCUUGUAUUCUUACAUGUCUCAGGAACUCUGGUCUUGUUACAGAUGAGAAAAUGAAGUAUCUUGAGUCAUGUGUGAAGACAAGGUACAUGCUCAGAGGUCAAUUGGCAAAAAUUGCACCGUUGGCAAAUGUCAAUAUCCGAGUCAACAUUCCGACUGAGAAAGGUUCUUCACAUGACGACUAUGUUGUUGACAAAGACUUACCAUGGUUGAAGAUUGUAAUUGUCCACAACCACUUCAUGUUGAACGAAAGUCUUACAAACCCAUU
Molecule: messenger RNA, 1049 nt
Organism: Trichomonas vaginalis G3
Lineage: Eukaryota; Parabasalia; Trichomonadida; Trichomonadidae
Exons: 1
Source: RefSeq, a predicted model, not a curated record